AUGUCAACCCCUCCCGCCAAGGCCGACGCCAUCAUCAUUGUCGGUGCCGGUAUCUUUGGGCUCAGCACGGCAAUCCAUCUCGCUCGCCGAGGGUACACAAAUGUCACUGUUUUUGACAAACAGCCGUACGAAAAGACUCUCUAUUCCUAUACCGAAGGCUGCGAUGCUGCGUCUGCCGACAUCAACAAGAUCAUCCGCUCCGCAUAUGGCGCUCAAACCGAGUACCAAGGCCUCAGCGCCGAAGCUCUCAAGGCUUGGGAUUCCUGGAACGCAGAGCUUAAAGCUGGCGGCUCGUCAGUGCCUCCAGGCAUGACGUCUAACGACGUCGUUUGGAUCAACAAUGGCUUCCUCUCGCUAUCUAACUCUACAACCCUCCCAGACUUUGAAAGAGCCACCGUGGACAACAUGGAAGCUGCCGGCCAGAAAGGAACACAGCUCAUCAACAAUGACGAGAAUCAUCUUCGGCUCGCGGCUGAGAAAGGCAGAACGUCGGCAAUGCAACCCUUCAGCAAGAAGGCACUUGGUGUGCUUGACACAACAGGCGGUAUUGCAGUGGCCGAUAAGGCCUGUCUAUUUGCUCUACACAAAGCCAAGUCUCUCGGCGUGCGCUUUAUUCUCGACCCAGCUGCCGGUCGCUUGAUAUCCACCAUCCAAGAUGCCAAUGGCAAAGUGACUGGUAUCCGUACAGGAGACGGUAAAUCCCACUCAUCAAUCAUCACAAUCAUCGCAGCUGGCGGCUGGACACCAACCCUCGUGCCAUCCCUCGACAACCUCGCCGAAACAACCGCAGGCUCCGUCAUAAUCCUCAAGAUCCCCGAGUCCUCACCUCUCCGUGAACGAUUCUCACCUUCGCGCUUCCCAUCGUUUUCGUUCAACAUGCGAGAAGGUGCCGAAGGCGGAAUCUACGGGUUCCCUGUGGAUGAGCAUGGUCACCUCAAGAUCGGCUAUCGCGGCACCAAGUACACAAACCCAAAAGUACAAGCAGAUGGCCGAGAGCGCAGUGAGCCUGUCACAAGAUGGACCGAGAAAGAACAAAUCACCAAGAUCCCAGAACAGGCCCUGCGUGUCUUGCGCAAGUUCCUGGCCGAGUACCUCCCCGAGCUGGAAGCUGAAGGCAUCGAUAUCUGGCUGACAAGACUGUGCUGGUACAAUGACUCCUUCGACAACCACUAUGUGAUCGACCGCGUGCCUGGCCAAGAGAGUCUAGUAGUUGCAACUGCUGGAAGUGGGCACGCCUUUAAAUACCUGCCAAACAUCGGAAACUGGGCGUGGCGAUGGAGGGAGAAGCAACCUGGACAGGAAGUCGUGAAUAGCCUCAUGGAGGGUUCAAAAGGAGAGAGGGCUCUAGGAAAUAUUCCUCUCGUCUCAGCUGAUGUAUCGAGUUCUCAGUCAUGA
Molecule: messenger RNA, 1395 nt
Organism: Fusarium vanettenii 77-13-4
Lineage: Eukaryota; Fungi; Ascomycota; Sordariomycetes; Hypocreales; Nectriaceae
Exons: 3
Coding region: 1-1395 (464 amino acids)
Molecular function (GO): sarcosine oxidase activity; flavin adenine dinucleotide binding
Source: RefSeq, a predicted model, not a curated record